This is a messenger RNA of Melanotaenia boesemani (Boeseman's rainbowfish), 5425 nucleotides long. It is a transcript of the gene midn, whose product is annotated as midnolin. Lineage: Eukaryota; Metazoa; Chordata; Actinopteri; Atheriniformes; Melanotaeniidae. The record is from RefSeq and is a predicted model, not a curated record. Gene Ontology annotation, molecular function: protein binding. Gene Ontology annotation, cellular component: nucleus.
UAUUAUCACAGGGAAAGAUAGCGGUGUACCGAGAGCACGCGGACACUUUGGGACAUAGCUGCGGCUAUUGGUCAGGACUUCCUUACCGGCUUUAGCGCGACAAGUCGCGCGCAGGAUACGCACAACCUGUGAAAGAAUUUACUGAGCCUUUGCUGCGGAUAUUCAACUCUUUGGAUUUAGCUAAGAGUUUUCUUACUGUUUGGGUUUUACUUUACAUGCCAAAGCUGGGGGAACAGACAAAGAGACAACAAACUCUUCCGCGAAGCUUCAAAGUUUUCGCUACAAUAAUAGGUUAUCGGAUGGACCAGCAUCCCAGCGCCCGGAGCUGCACCAGUCGCGGGGCUUCGUCCUGCGAGGCCGUCCCGGCCGAACCCUCCAUGAAUCUGUACAUCCACUCCACCACCGGCACACGCUUCGAACUCUCGUUGCCCCUUGAGGAGACCGUGGAGGGACUGAAAAGGAGGCUGUCUCAAAGACUCAAAGUACCAAAAGAGAGGCUCGCUCUGCUACACAAAGAAACGCGACUAAGUUCAGGCAAACUCCAGGAUCUAGGCAUCUCUGAUGGGAGCAAGUUGACUCUUGUACCAACAGUUGAAGCAGGAUUAAUGUCUCAAGCAUCAAGACCAGAACAGUCAGUAAUGCAAGCCUUGGAGAGUCUAACAGAAACUCAGGUCAGUGACUUCCUGUCUGGCCGCUCCCCCCUCACCUUGGCGCUGCGUGUAGGUGAUCACAUGAUGUUCGUCCAGCUCCAGUUGGCGGCGCAGCAGUCCGGAGGCCCCCAGCUUCAGCACAGGCAUCUCAUCACCCGGGGCAACACGGAGGCUGGCAUGGCACAGCCCACAGGGCAGCCCUGCGUUCCCCAUGCUCACCCGCACUCCCACCACCACCCACAACAUUCACACAAUCACCCCAGCCCCCACUUGUCCCAGCCUCACCCCAUCCCUUCCUCCCCCUCUUCCCCAGGCUCCCCCUCUUUCCCUCUGCCCUCCACGCACCAUCAGCCGCUCCCUCCCUUGUACAACCAGUCGCCCUCUUCCACCCUCUGUAGCCCCCCUACACCUCCACCCCACUCCCCUCGCCCUUCUCACAUCCCCGGGGGUCUUUUCCGCUCCCCAGCCCAUCACCAUCACCACCACCACCAUCACCAUCACCACCACCACUACCACCAGCCCUCCACGGGCCAACCCAGCCACGACAUUGGCCAGGUCAGCCCUGUAGCCCCGGUCCUCUGUCCUGAGGCUAACUGCAGUACCAACAGCCCCAACAGUGGCACCAAUUCCUCGACACGCUCCCGUAAACCUGGUGCCAUCAUUGAGAGCUUUGUCAACCACGCUCCCGGAGUCUUCUCAGGGACAUUUUCAGGCACUUUGCACCCUAACUGCCAGGACAGCAAUGGUCGUCCACGACGGGAUAUUGGUACCAUCCUGCAGAUCCUCAAUGACCUCCUGAGCGCCACACGCCACUACCAGGGCAUGCCCCCCUCCCUCACCCAGCUCCGCUACCAAACCCAGUGUGGCUCACCCACCUCCCCAUCCCCCUCUCCACCUCCUUCGCCCCCAGUUGCUGGCACGACAGGCCUCUCUGCCAAAGCUACCUCUGUGCCUGCUGGCAGUCCUAACAGCCCUCCUCCGACUCUUCAUCCACUGGUGCAGUGCCAGAGCCAGAUCCGCAUGUGCAGACCCCCUGGCGACCGUGUGCGUCAGACCGAGAACCGUGCAACUCGCUGUAAGGUGGAACGACUGCAGCUGUUGAUGCAGCAGAAGCGUCUGCGCAGGAAGGCCAGACGGGACCAACGCGCUCCAUAUCAGUGGCUGCCCAACCGCAAGGCAGGGCGCAGCAACAGCAACAGCAGCAUGUCCAGCGAGGGCUCCCUGGAUCUGGACUUUGACGACUCGGUGUGGAAGCCCGACGUAAAGGCUGACUUAAAGUCAGAGUUCGUCAUGGCCUAAAACCUUAAUCAAGAUCCAGAGAUGUGCAAAUCAUCACUUGGGAUUUACUUACAGAUAUGUUUGGAUGGAGUGGAUUGGCAGGAGGGGAGACAUAACCCCAAGAGGAAAUCAAAGUUGUCCUUGUGACUGUUAUCUGUCACAUGAAAGAAAAAAAGGCGGCUCCCUGCAGACUUUAAUCCCAUUCUGUCCUUCACAGUUGACAUUGUGAAAAGCAGCAACAAUAGCAACAGAACUUUGGUGAAAUGCUUGGAUUUGAACAGGCAGCAACUGAACUUUAACGUGUACAAGACUUUUUUUUUGAGCGGUAUGAUAACCGAGAUCAUACCUGUACUAGCAAAAUUUAGUGGGUGGUGAUGGUAUUUUCACUUUUAAUUUUCAAUAUGUUUUUCAAGUGUACUCUGGGCAGAAAUGAAGAGAUCCACACUGGACUUACUAAAUGAGGAAAUAUGCGGAAUAUUCCAACGGGCAUUCUUACUGAUCUCAAAACUCAACAACCAGAGUCCAGUUUUUUCCUGUUACGGGGUGGUUAAACCUUUUUCUUUUUUCACUUUUAAGCAUAUUAUAUUUUAUAAACAAACAAACAAAAAAAUGUAGCAUUGUUCACAAAGCAUUCAGGUUUUCAUAUUAAAAAAAAUUCAAAGUAGUUUAUUUGCACAUUUUCUUGUUUUAUAACAGCUGGUCAAAAUGUGCAAGAAGGAGAAGGUGGGGCCUGAAAUGAGAUGAAAAAAAAAAGAAUAUGGAAGUAUUGAUAUCAACCUCAGUGACGUAGGGUAUUGAUAGGAAUGAUUAAUAAAUAAACAAAAUGAAUUAAUAUUAACAGAAAGUGCUUUAGAGGAUUUUAAAAUGUUUAAAAUAUAUAUGGAAAAAAAAAAAUCUAUUUUUGUUUCUCUUCCUAUCUGCUGUUUUCUAAAAACAGCAGCCCUCUGUGGCUUUAGUCAAGUUGUUGACUACCAAUGAACAUGUGCAUCCAUUCAAUCAUCCGUUAGCUUAUUUGUGAAUUAUUUCAUCUAGCCACAAGAAACGAUACAGAAAGGUGAUUGUCAUCCUGCACCCCCUGAUGUCUUUCAGACCUGAGUGAACAUUUUUGAGGGAUUUGGAGUUCGUGUACAUAAAUGUGUGAACGUUUAUGAGGGUGUGUUUGUUUGACUUCACUGUAAAAUUGAUUUAGAAUAUCCUGUGUUUUAUGUCCAGGUGUCUUCUCCCAAAUAACUCCAUAGUUUUCCGAAAUCUCAACUGCAGUGAAGGCAUGAGUCAUUACUUAAUAUCAUAACAGGUUAAGACAGCAACUUUUAAAGUCCCAGAUUAAGGCCCUUUUAAUGUGUAACUCCUGAUGAUGAUUAAUUUGUUUUUAAUGGCAAAGAGUAAGGAGCAGUGCGAUCUUUUUCCAGCAUUAUAUAGUGCCUCCACCAGUACAUCCAUUGACAUAUCAGGUUAGGCCUUUCACAGUUUUGCUGCUACAUAUGGGAGCUAAAAAUGAAAAAAAGAGAAAGCAGGGAGGGAAAACAUGACUUUUCUUUGCAUGCAGAGGUUUGAAAUUACACUGAUCUGUUUUUUUCUAUCGAUGGAAGAAAAAAAAAAGAAACUGGUGCUUUGAGAAUGAAGGUUAACAACGUGCAUGAAUUUGUGAAGAAAAUAAACAAUGCUGCUUUUGUUGGUGAGGUUUUUGUAUCUUUUACUUUUCAAUGUUAAGACAACAGUGUCCUGCUAAAGUAUUACCACUCAAAACCAAAACGGAUGAAGUUUAAGUGUGGACUUGCUUUGUUGCUCAGCACUGAACAUUCCUGUUGUGUGACAAUGAAGAUGUUGAGGAUGACGAUGAGCUAAGAGCAAAAAUGACUCUCUUUCUCUCGCUCAACUCCCUAAACGCUGGUUUUACCCUCCAGUGGCUCACAAGGACCCAGACAGCCGACUAACUGUUUAGCUAACCCUCCUCCUCCCAGCCUGAACGGCGACAGAGGCUCACACCUCGGAUCCAACAGACCAGUGGGUUUCCAGAACUGUCCAGCUAACCUACCUGAGAGAAGCAUCUGGUCUCUUUAUCUGUCUGUCUGACUGACCACCCUACCAUGAUUGCACUCCCAGAGAUUGCAGUGAGAGAUUACCUUUUUGGUGAACCUCAUCUUUUUUUUAAGUGGCCUUACCUUUCACAAAAAAAAAAAAAAAAAAAAAAAAAAAAGACACUUGGGGACAACGGGGGCGGGAUUUCUUUUUUUUUUUUUUUUCUUUGUUUUUUUCUUUUUCAUUUCUGUUUUAAAAUUUUCUGUGCGUAUCGAUGUCGGACUUGUCAUCAAGGCGCCACUUUUGUCACUGAGGACAAUGGGCAUCUGUCGUUUAGUGCUUUUAGCUGGUGGAGUCUCUAUUAUGUCAAGGCUUCUGUGCCUUAAAAAUGUUGCCCUUGCAGUGUCAGUGUCAGACUUGAGCUUGUUUCUGUUGGUUGAUACACACGACUGUAGUAUUCACAUCCAUGAGAGUCGUAGAUUUUAGGGGUUAAAGCUUGUUUGAGUGAAUCAAAUGCUAAUCUAAAAGUCAGUGUUGUUCCUCAAAUGAUGCCUUUGUCCCAUUUCUUCAUUGUGUUGCCAUGCUUGUUGGUCUGUUAUUUGAACCUCACGUCCCUCUUGACUCAGUCUCCCCACCAACAAGCUGCAAAAAGUUACAAAAACUUGUAACUGAGGAAGUUUACACCACAGUACUUGGAAAGAAACAGUUUCUGUAACAAAUAAGAAAGGUCCUCUGAGGACUUCAGACUACAAGCACUUCCUGUUUCCUUGGAUACAACAUUAUUCAUGGACUGAAUUGAACCCUCUGCCCCUCCAAUAUUUUAUUUAAUUUUUUUUCUUUGUAUAUGUAAGAACUAUACUCUGUGUGUGCCUCACUUCUGUGUGAAACUCAAAAAGAAGUAACAAAACAAAAGAGCAUUACAGAGGGGAUAAAAAAAAAAGUAUGUUGGUGGAAUUCUGAUCACUUCAUUUAAGUUGCCUGUUCUUUCUUGUAGCCAACUAUUGAAAAUAACAGGAUUCAAGAAUACAAUUUACAAUGUUCUAGCUCUAGACCGGUGUAGCACAUGUGUGACUGUAUUAAUUUAUGAAACCAAAAUGGUAACUGUGAAUUAUGUAUUUCUUUGUGCAUUUUUUUUUUAAAAAAGAGAAAAAAAUAAGGCAGGGGGAGAAGGUUGUCGGGACGCGGCAGCAGCUGCUGCUCGUGUCUGAAAACAAGCUUUUUUUUCUUUUUGUUUUUGGUGGAGUAUAAUAGAAACCAAAACGAGUUUCUGAAAAAUUUAAAAAAAAAAAAAAAAAAAAAAAACCCAAAACAAAUAAACAAAACAAAACAAAACAAAAACAAAGGAAAAAGGAAGAAAAAAAACUGAAAAAAAUAUAUGAAUAUAUUUUUUUUCUUAAGCAAUACAUUUCAGUGUGACUUGUGAUAGAACAUUUUCUUUUUUUAGGUAAUAAAUGAAUAAAAAAAAUCUGAAAUGAGUA